AUGAUUCUCGUCAUUUCUCGGCGAGACUCGGCGCUCGGCGGACGUGGCUCGGACGACGAGGCGACUGCUUUCCUUCCCAACCCGACCCGUCACCGACCCUGCGUGUAAAUGUUCACAGACAAGAUGAUGAUGUCCCCGUGGGACCGCUGGUACUCCACAAGCUGCUGCCUGUGCUGCCAUGUCCGCACAGGAACCAUCAUCCUGGGGGUCUGGUAUAUGCUCAUCAAUGCCGUGGUGUUGCUCAUCCUGCUCACGGCCCUCAGUGAUCCAGAAAAGUAUCAUCUGACCAGUGCCGAGUUGGCCAAUGACCUGGAUGUCAUGGAUGAUGCCAAAGCCAACCGAUGGAGAGCCCGCUUACAAGCAGAACAACCUUCCUGCUUCGACAGAGCAAAGUAAGAACGUCGCACUUGGUCCAAUGCUUCUCAAGGGGGCGCUGUUCAGGCAUGUUUUGAUUAUACUUGCAGUGUAGUCAUACCUUUUUCUAAGUAAAA
This is a messenger RNA of Xiphophorus hellerii (green swordtail), 491 nucleotides long. RefSeq names its product lysosomal-associated transmembrane protein 4B-like. Gene Ontology annotation, cellular component: lysosomal membrane. NCBI's taxonomy places the organism in Eukaryota, Metazoa, Chordata, Actinopteri, Cyprinodontiformes, Poeciliidae. Bases 109 to 396 code for a protein of 95 amino acids. The record is from RefSeq and is a predicted model, not a curated record. The transcript has 3 exons.